UGGAAUAUUACGAUUUUAUUAUGUCUGACAUUUUAAUGCAUAAUUUGGCUAAAUUUAUCAAUGACAUUUGAUGUUGUGUCCAUGGAAACUUUAAAUAUUCCAUAUGCAUUGUAUCUUUACAGUUGCACUAUAUAUUAUUUAUGCUAGCAAACUAUUCAUUAUUUCUUACUAACAAACUCAUCAUUACCAUCUGCUCAUCUAAUGACUGUUUAUUUUGUGACACAAUAAUUUGAAAAAAAGAUGAAGUAUCUCCAGUGCCUGUGUUUACUCCUUGCUCUUCUUUGUGCUGUAACCCAUUGCCGCCAUGAAGACAUUUGCCAUAACGUCAAUAACACUAAUCUGAAUGGUGGAACAGAAGAUUUAUUAAUACAUAACUGUGACAAGAAAAGCUCUAACUAUGCAGAUUUUGUGUUUAGAAUUUACAAUCAGGCUAUAUCAAAAGAAGCUGAUAAAAAUAUUUUCUUUUCUCCCAUGAACUCCACUGCUUUUACCAUGCUGGCUAUUGGACAUGGUGCUAAGUCAACCACCCUGUCCCAGAUUUUUGAAGGCCUGGGCUUUGAUGAUCUGACUGAGACUCGCAUACAUUAUAUACAUGAAAGUUUUUAUAGAGUUUUAGCAGUACUGAACUGUACUGAUGCUAACAUUACAUUAAAUAUAGGGAAUGCCCUUUUUACAGCUACUGGGUAUGAACCACAGGAGACAUUUUUACAAAAUACCAAACAGUUUUAUGAGGCAGAUUUUUUUUCUAGCAAUUUCCAUAAACCAGAGGAAGCUAAGAAACACAUCAACAAAUAUGUAGAGAAGAAGACCAGGGGGAGAAUUCCUAGUUUAAUUGGUCACGAUCCAAGUACUGUAUUGGUUCUUGUAAAAUACAUUUAUUUUAAAGCUGACUGGACAAAGUAUUUUGAUCCUUUGCGUACACAUGAGGAUGAUAUUUUUGUGAGCACAAAUGCAUCUCUUAGAGUCAACAUGAUGCAGCUUGACAGUAACUAUCACAGUUACUAUGACAAGAAUCUCUCUUGUAAGGUGGAAGAGCUGCUUUACCAGGGCACUGAACGAGCAUUGUUUAUUCUUCCUGAUGAUGGAAAGAUGAAGCAAGUGGAAGAUGCUCUGUCCAAGGAAACUGUUCGCAAAUGGGAUAACAAACUCGUGACCAGGAGAUUAGAUCUGCAGUUACCAAAGAUUUCUAUUAGGGGGUCUUAUGAUCUUAAAAAGCUGUUCGAGGAAAUGGGCAUUACUGAAGUGUUCUCUGGUAAUGCUGAUCUGUCUGGAAUUAGUAGCAGCCAUAAUCUCCAGGUUUCAGAAGCAGUUCACAAGGCCCUACUGGAAGUUGAUGAGGCUGGAACUGAGGCUGCAGGAGCAACAGCUGUAAUCCUUACCAGAGUUCUCCAUCCUUCUGUUACCAUCAAAUUCAACAGGCCCUGCUUUACCUUGAUUUCUGACAAAGAAACCCAUACCACACUUUUCCUGGGGAAAAUUGUUGAUCCUACUAAGAAGUGAUUGCUGAAUUAUUUGUCAUACUGCUAUUUGGCAUGAGUUAUAAUGGCUGCAGGGUUUGCACAAGCAGGCUAGUUAGGGCUACUAACUACUCUCUGACUAAGGGAUAUUCAGAAGUAAAUGAGGAAUUCCCUUAUCCCUUAUAUUUUCCUUAUAAAUGAAUAAGGAAAAAGAAUGUGACAAAAAAAACCAACAACUGGCAGUUUUUAAAUGUAACAUUUUCCCUAAUUGAAUAUAUUUUCUAUAUUUUCAUUGGAAGACACUUUAUUUUGUAAAGUCUGUUAUUUUUACAAGCAGUUUUGUCCAAAUUGCUUUCAAUUAUGGGUUGUUCACCAAGAGCUUUAUCCCAACCAGUAAUAAGUCCCUUGCAAUUCUAGUAUGUCUUUUCCAUGACUUGCUGAUGACCAGUACUCAUCUGAGCUGGUCCCUUCAGAGUACUUUAUUCCUUUCAUGCCUUUUUGCUGCCUAGGCUGUUAUUGUUUAUCCUUAACCAACCUGUUCUUUCUCGCAUGUUCCAAUCCUUUGUCUAGGACAUCUUGAAAAAUAUUGACAAAAAAGAGAAAGUUCCUGAGACAAUAGACUUGUUCUGCUGUAGCAGUCACUGUAAGAGUCUUUUUGAUGUUCACAGGGUCAGCAAAAGACUGUGAGAGACAGUGACGUUAAGCAUAAACUGUCAAAAAAUUGUGAGAUCAUGUCACCCAUGAA
This is a messenger RNA of Pezoporus occidentalis (night parrot), 2202 nucleotides long. Its product is annotated as serine protease inhibitor 2.1-like. Gene Ontology annotation, biological process: negative regulation of endopeptidase activity. The record is from RefSeq and is a predicted model, not a curated record. Gene Ontology annotation, molecular function: serine-type endopeptidase inhibitor activity. NCBI's taxonomy places the organism in Eukaryota, Metazoa, Chordata, Aves, Psittaciformes, Psittacidae.